AUGGGUUGCUUUCUAAGCCGAGAAGUGUAUUUACAAGAGAAGAAGAGUACUAAGAAGAAAGAUAGAAGAAAUUCAGUGCCAUAUUCGAGCAAGAAAAACAAAAGAGGUUAUAAUUCUUAUGGCACUGGAUGUACGGACGGCGGAGGUGAUUAUGGUCAUGGUGGUGGUGGUGACGGCGGUGGUGGCAAAGAUGGUGGCAUGGUUCUGAUGUCAGGUGCUGCUGUGGUAGCUUUUAGUAUAUCAGCUGCUGCUGUGAUGGAUGAUGGCGGUGGUGAUUUUGGCGGCGGCGGAGAUUGCGGUGGCGGUGGCUGUGGCGGUGGCGGUUGUGGUGGAGGCGGUGCUGGUUUUCGUACUAGAGACGGUGGCAUUAUAAUUGGGCUGGCGGCAGCGGUGGAGAUUUUGGAGUUGGCGGCUUCGGCAAUGAUGGCGGUGCCGGCAUCCACGGCGGUGAUUGUUGAUAAGCAUUGA
This is a messenger RNA of Humulus lupulus (European hop), 468 nucleotides long. RefSeq lists its product as uncharacterized. The coding region runs from base 1 to 468 and encodes 155 amino acids. The transcript has 2 exons. The record is from RefSeq and is a predicted model, not a curated record. Lineage: Eukaryota; Viridiplantae; Streptophyta; Magnoliopsida; Rosales; Cannabaceae.